Molecule: messenger RNA, 591 nt
Organism: Colletotrichum fioriniae
Lineage: Eukaryota; Fungi; Ascomycota; Sordariomycetes; Glomerellales; Glomerellaceae
Source: RefSeq, a predicted model, not a curated record
AUGGCCGAAAAUAAUAACUCAACCUACCAAGGCCUCAAGUUCGUCCAAUACACCGGAGAAGAGCACAAGGAGCUCCUCAAGCAACUCAUGGCCGACGACGAAAAGAAGGCCAAGGAGCGCACACUCGAAGGCAAAGAUCUCAUCGAAAUCCUCGUCACCUCCCGCGAAGAAGCCCUCUCCGAGCUCGCCCACUUCCAGAUCCGCACCAACAAAAUCGCCCUAGCCAACAAGCACGAAGUCGACGAGCUCCGCAUCAAUAUCUCUCAAGCCUACGACAUGGCGCACCUGAGCUACGCCCAGGCUCAGGACUACUACAAUCACAUUGAUUACUAUCGAAAGGAGAGCGAGCGCAAGGACGCCGUCAUUCAGCAGUCGCAGCACGAGUUGGUGACUGUGCAGUCGCAACUCUUCCAGAAGACGCGGGAGGUGGCCGACCAGCAGAAUCAGUUGAACGAGGCUGUGGCUAAGAAUAAUGAGCUUCUUGCUCAGUUGGAGGAUCUUCGCGAGAAGGUUGACAGAAUUGUGAGAGCUUCAGGGGUUCCCUCUCCCUCUCCUUCGAUCGGCUACGAUCGAGAGCGCAGCAUGACGUAA